CUUGCCAAGCUGGCAAUCCUGACAAUUCUCGCGCGCGUUCCAGACCUUCCUCCUUUCUUCCUCCUCUUGGUUUUUCCGUGAGUUCGGGUCGGCGGCAAGUCGGCGGAAGACAAAAACGGGAAGUCCGGAUGCUCCCUCCUUUUCGAGAGAAACAGCAUCAUCGUCCACGUGUUCGUCCACAGAUCUGCAGUCAUGGCAGCACUGCUGGCAUUCCUGCUCCUCGUCGCCGCCAAUGCCGGCAGGCCCAAGCUCCCUGGUGCCGCGUUCAUUGAGCCCACUGCGGUGCGUUUGGGCCUCCGUGCGCAUCGCCACGUCCGCCAACCCAUCUACAAGAGAACAGAGGUGCGUGCAUACAGCACUUGAACGGCAGAAGGCAUAUGACACUUAUACCAGUGUGGAUCCAUCCUCUUUGUUCAGCUACAUUCUUCCCCUCAAGGUCGCGCUGCCAACCCUGUGGACAUCCAAACCCUGUGGGCCAACCUCGAGGCUAUCAAGCUCGACGCAGCAGGCGACGGGCUGGUGCCCGGUGAGAUCCCUCUCCCGGGAGACCAGAGGCUCGAAAGGCGUACAUCGAUAUCGCCAACAUCAUUCUAAGCAACAAGCCUGAUGGGACGCUGUCCUGUCAAACCUUGCUGCGUGGCUCUUCUGGGG
Vitrella brassicaformis is the source of this 651-nucleotide messenger RNA. The record is from the annotation of a GenBank genome assembly. Lineage: Eukaryota; Vitrellaceae.